CAUUGCAUCAAUCUUCCAGGCAGCAGCAAGUGCGUUCGUCCAUGCAACCAACAUGCAACAAGUCCAGCCAGUCAGCCAAAGAGUGAGUCCCCUAAACCCACACACAUUCCUAUGCACAUACAGACAGACUGACAGACCGACAGGCCCACAAGAACACACCUAUUUCCUCGCCAAUAGAUAGAGCACAGCCCGCCCGAAUCACCACACGGUGAUGGUGCUCGAUCCGCACCACGGGCAUGUGCUGGGCGUGCACACCAGGUUGGCCCAGAAUGGACGCCCGUGGCUGGCGGGGGAGAAGAACCGGCAGCAGAGGGCACAGUACUCGGGGAGCACUUCCGUCGACAGGGGCAUCAGGGUGAGGGCGCAUAGGGGGGCCUGCCGGCGGCCUCCCUCAAACACGAUGCUGUCGAAUGCCCACGACGUGACGCCUGCUGACUUGUUGAACUCACACACGUGCUUCUGCGGCACACAGAACUGACCACGCACGCACACAUAUAGCAAACACAGACACACAUACAGAGGUCAGGAGGGGUGACUGCAUUGUGGUGGUGGUGGGUGGUGAGCUACCUUGUGUUGUAGUGCGUGUUCGAUCCUGGCGAUGCUCUCCUCCUCUGCGGCUGACAACUGACAGGAGGACCUGAACGGCCUAAUGAAGUCAUGGUACACACACCACCAGUACGCCAGCAGCAUGUGACGCAGCAACUCUGACAUACACCACCAACAGGACACACACACAGAGAGAUGGAGGAUAUAAAUGCACUGCCCCUGCGCAUGCAAGCAUACCUUUGUCUUCGGCCUCGUCCUUUGGGUCGUCUCGGUAGCCGGCAAAGUGCUCCCGCCGCUGACGGGCCAUCGGCACCACCACACACCGAAGUGCAUUGAGACACUGCAGCGCCGACACUCGGUGAGCCGGCUGCUGGGCGAUGGCUGCAGCGGCAGAAAGGUGCUGCAGGUGGCCGCGCAGACGAGUUAGCAGCUGCUGCACGGGGGCGAACGAGGGCGACGCACGUGGUGAUGGACUGGACUCACCGGGCUCCUUCUUGACAACUGCUGCUGCUGCUGCCGGCUGACCUUCAUCGGUCAUCUCAACAUCCAUGAGAGCGACCAUCGGCUGUGGCGGUUCUGUUGUGGCGUCGAGGGCCUUGAUGGUCGACACCAGCGAGUUGGGCCCCGACAGUCGGUCGAUCUCGCACAGGAAACACGUCAGGAAGGCCCCGUAGUCGGACAGCACGUUCACAUCUUCCCCGAGACACUGAGUCGCCGGGCCGAUAGAGCGGUAGGCGUCGUCCGUGCUCUCUUUGCCGGGGUCGCAAAAGGCGUUGGUGGUCUGGGGGAUGUCGGGAAUGGCCUGCGGGACGGCGCAGAGAUCGGCGGCUUCGUGGGGCCGGGAGAGAUCGAUCCCGCCAAGUGAGUCGAAGAGGGCCGACUCCAGCACGCGGCCGCCUUUGUCGCUGCCCUCCCAUGUGAGCUGAGAUGGGUCAGUGUUGUCAGCAGCAGUGGAGUGCCGUUUCUGCGCCAGUAGCCGCUUGACACGUCUGCCGAGGUGUCUCUUGCGCAGCGCCAUGUCGCUGUGCUUCCUCUCCUCUGUCGCACCAUCGCUGGCGCCACUAUCGCUGUGCGCCAAGACUUCAUCGUCGGCCUCCCACCACUCCCUUUCCCUCUCCCUCUCCCUCUCCUUCUUGACAUUGGGCCGCAGACCAAACCCAAAGGCGCCCAUCACUUCGUCGCCCUCCCUCCUCGGCGGUGCCAGUAUUGCGGACAGGAGGGGCCCGUUGACGGCCAGGUACAUGUCCCAGAGGGAACAGGAGCCGCUGCUGCAUGCCAGCUGCUGAUGGGUGGACCGCAUGGACGAGGUUGUGCUGGUGGUGGUGGUGGUGGUUGGCCACACGAACCCGUUGGCAAGGCCGAGAGUGUGCGCCAUUCGGUGCAUGGCGACGCACACCGGUGUGUGUGGUACGAGUGAGGUGGCGACGAUGAGCUCUCGGUCGGUCUCGUAGCAGCUGAAGAGAAGACAGCCGGACGGAGAGGGGCAGUAGCCUGGGGGGGUGAGACGACCACACACACAGACACACAGACACGCACAGAGGAUGGAUGGACACCGUGUCGUCCCGCUCGCCAUUGGUUGCCCAGGUGUCUGAUUGAUGUGUUUGCCGCUUGCUUGCCUCUGGCUGAUUUGUGGGUGUAGACUGUCCGGCGAAAAGUCGACGGAAUGCUGGGGGCGGGACGAAACACACCCUGUGCGAACGAACACACAUAGAGAAGGGCGACAGACAGGAGAGCGAUCGAUCUUGUGUGUGUGCGUGGGAAAAUGCCUGUGCGUACCUCCUCCAGUGCGGUGAGCCCGUCCACUUUGCCCCUCUUGGUGUCCACGACGCGCACAUCGUCCAUCUUUCCCUCCAGCACCAUGCCGUCAUCGCCAACACCAUGCACCACGCGCCAGUGGAUCAGGCUCCCGAACUGGUCCAGACUCAUCAGCUCCACCAGCAGCCUCCCAUUGGCCGUGUGCGUGUGUGUGUGGGGGUGGCUGUCACCGAGGCACGCUGGCGACGCCAGCAGGGAGGACCCCACGACAUUGGCGAAGUGCGCGUCACUGGUGAGGGUGGGCGAGAGGAGGUGGUAGAUGUACGAGCCACCACCUGCCGUCGUGGUGGUCAGCCCGGACGACCCGCUGAUGUCACGCGGCACAGCGCCGUGGUCGUGCGCAUGAUGGUCGCUCGCUGCCGAUGCCGCUUCCCGACGGACAGCCAGCAGGAUGGAAGGCCCUCGGGCGAUUGCCACGCACAAACCACCGUCAGAGAGAGGGGCGGCCCCCUCUGGCUGCUGUGGUUGCUGUGGUGGUGGUGGUAUGAUGCAUGGCCCGACGAGCAGGUCGGCCACGGGUCCCUCGGAGCAAGGAGCGAUCUCCAGGGGCGCCGUGAUGCGGUGCUGUCUUGCUGGCAGCCAGUAGCCGUCGGCCUUCCUCUCGACGCCCAUGUCCACCUGCCACGCCAGCACCUGACCAUUGGACAAACCGCCGAACAGAGUGAGCCGCAGAGAGGGCCGCGUGUCUGCCGCCUCCUGCCGCCAGCAGAGCUCCAGUGGGGACAUCUUGAGGGCGGUCACGCGCACGUGGUGGUCUGUGGGGUGCGAGCAGGUCGCGAGGAGGCAGCCUAUCUUCAUCUUGGGUCGGCCGGGGCACACCCACCACACCACGAUGACGGCCUCGUACGCCACGGCGAACAGCACACAGGUCUCAGUGGCCAGCCAGUUGGUGCUCUGUGCCGCCGAGGGCGAUGCCGCCUCCUUGCCGAUCUCUGUCUUGACGGCUGGUGCUGCUGCUGCUGCAGGUGUUGGUGCUGGUGUGGUCAUGAAGGCGUCGAAUCCGUUAGGCGAGAAUGCGGCGAUGGGGCUGGUGGUGGAUGGGUGGACUUUGAGCCAGUCGGCCACAACGCCUGGUCCUGGUGUGGGGCCGGCGUGGGGCUGGGCGGUGUCGAAGCGAUAGAGGGGAAUGGCUGCCUUGUACUCGAGGAACUUGGAAGUCACCUCCAACACCUUCACCGGCUGCACAACAGUGAGACCAUCAUGUGUGGGUGACUGGGUGCUUGUGUGUGCGUGUGGUUGGUUGACCGACCUUGCUGACUCCAUUUGCGAGGAAUUUGCCGGGCAUGGCGUAGAGGUUGAAGGUGCCGUCGGUGGUGCCCACCCCCAGAAUGCACCCCUUGUGCAAACCCACACCAGUCGACUCGCCAUCCGCAUUCGCCUGGUGGGUGUAGCCGUGCACACGGGGCGACCACACCACGCAGUGAAACCUGCACCCAUCAACCACACACAUCAGCCACACGCAUGCACACACAGGCCGACCAGUGCACUCACUCAUUAUGCAUUCAUUCCCACGGUCGGUUACUGACCUGACUUUAUCGGCUGCUUUGACAGCGGCGAUGAAUGAGUCCUCGACGUUCUCCCACUGCUGCUGGCCCGCCUUAGACUUGGCCUUGGCCCUCGACUUGGCCUUCGCCUUUGCCGACUUGCGCCCCCUCCCGCCCUUCUUGGCACCGGCCUCCUCCUCGAGAUCUUCAUCCUCAUCGCCGCCGCCCAUCGAGUGAUCCUCCUCGUCAGCACGCAUCAUGGCGCCCGCCUGACACACAAACACACACACGUUGCAUAGAUCCCGAUGUGUCCCUGUCGUCCUGGCCACGUGUGCAUGCGACUGACCUGAUUGCUGGCGGCAACCACGUCACUGGUAGUGAGUGUGGCGAGCACCACCGAGGCCGAGGUGAACCCCGGGGACAUCCGCUCCAUGUCGAGCAUGGCGACGGGGUCGACGACCAUGACCUUGUCAUCGCUCAUGAGCGCCAGCAGGUUGUCCUCACUCACAGCCAACGCAUUCACGUGGAACGCCCUGUGCUGCGGCAGCAGGAACGAUUCCGAAAAUCGAAGCGCCCGGGGCUUCCCUCGCCGGCUCAUUGCUCCGCUGCCACUCUCUUGGUGUUAUUGCCUUCGCGGGUUC
Molecule: messenger RNA, 4486 nt
Organism: Vitrella brassicaformis
Lineage: Eukaryota; Vitrellaceae
Source: the annotation of a GenBank genome assembly